CCACGUAACGAGCUCGGGGACAGCGGUCUGUGGACACGGCUCUGGAGACUCAUAACAGCGUAAAGAUCUGGAUUUUACACAAAGGAAAGAGUCCGCGCAUUUUGCACAUCAACUGAGAAGAAGAAGAAAAAGGAGAAGAAGAAGAAGAAGUGCGCGAGCUGAACUCUGCACAGACACGAGCCUCAGACAAGAUCCUCAGACUGAGGCCUCGUGCUGCAGAUGGAUCCAAACACGGCUCGUAGCGUCUGGGAGCACUUCCUCAUCUGACACUCUGAAGCUCUUCUUCACCUGUUUUUAAGACCUCGGCUCCCUGCGGUGCACCAGCCUUUACAAACGCAGUGACUGAGAACUCGCCUCCAGCUUUCAAAACAACUCAAGGCAGAUCACUUUCAAAUGUUCUACACAAAAGUUUUAGACUCAUUGCGUUUUCCAGCUCGUUUUUAAUUUUAACCCCAUGGACCAAACUCGGAAUAAGCUGCAUGUUUUUAGAAUCUACUGACCUGAACAAAAUGGACGCUCUGUUUGAAUCGGGUUGAGCGUUGGCCCACCUCACCCCCUUCCUCCUGGGUUUUCAGUAGAAAGAGGGUGGGGAUUGGUGCAGUGAUUUUAGCCCGUAGUUUCUGCGUUGGCUGGAUCACAUUGGCAUCGCCGUAACGAAUACCGUAUAUUACCGGAAGUUGGCAUUCUACCGUUACCCGUUUCACUUUUCAUGAAAUCCUGCCAAAACGUCAAAGAAGAGGUUUUUAUCCCUGGCCUUAGCGUAAUGUCCCAAGAGGAGGGGCACAGGGGGCAGGUGUCCGCAACCUAUUUUCACCCAACGCCAAGUUCGGAUCUAGAUUUGGCCGGUAAAGUUUAUAAGUGCGAAGUCGGCGAAACGCAUUACCCAGGGCUAGUGGACAAUAAAAUGUCAGGGAAGCCCUCUAUGGGUGACCAGAAUGUCGUUAACCCGCAGCAGUAUUUCAGGGAGGGAGGGGCUGGGUCAGAGGGCGCGGGUAAGCAGGAGGGCGGCGGCGGUGGUGAUGGGUCAUCCGAGGAAACAGACGACGAAGACGAGGACGGCGAAGAGGAAGAUGGCGACGAGAGCGGGUUUAAGCGCGAGCAAAUCAUCGUGGAGGUGAAUCUGAACAACCAGACGCUGCACGUUUCCAAAAGCGAUAAUAAAAGUGAAGACAUCGAGAUAAACGACGAGGACGAGGAGGAAGAAGAUGACGAAGAAGAAGAGGAGGAGGAGGAGGAAGAGGAAGAGAGUGAGGAAACGGACGAGGAAGAGGAGGACGACAUUGAACUGGAAAGUCGUACGACGAGAUCCCAAAGAGCUCGCAGGGGAUUGGACAACACAGACAGCGCUCCAAGAAGGAAGAGUGUUCGGACUGCUCUGAGCCCCUCUGCCUCUGACGCCGCAGGAAUGACCACAAGAGGCCGCCGCAAGCACAUGGAGGCCCCGAAAGGCAAGAAGAGACUGGGCAGGACCGGGCAUCAGUCCAGCAGAGGGUCUGCGGGUGGCGCUGUGGGGAGUAAGGCGGAGGUGGAGGACAAGGAGAUGCUCGCGUGUGAGAAGUGUCCGCGCGUCUUUAACACCCGCUGGUACCUGGAGAAGCACAUGAACGUCACACACAGACGAAUGCAGAUCUGCGACAAGUGUGGGAAGAAGUUUGUACUGGAGAGCGAGCUCGCCCUGCACCAGCAAACAGACUGUGAGAGGAACAUACAGUGUGUCUCCUGUAAUAAGUCGUUUAAGAAGCUCUGGUCUCUUCAUGAACAUAUAAAGAUCGUUCAUGGAUACGCAGAAAAAAAGUUCUCAUGUGAAAUCUGCGAGAAGAAGUUUUAUACCAUGGCCCACGUCCGAAAGCACAUGGUUGCUCACACCAAGGACAUGCCCUUCACCUGUGAGACCUGUGGGAAGUCCUUCAAACGCAGCAUGUCCUUGAAGGUCCACUCCCUGCAGCACUCUGGAGAGAAGCCAUUUCGCUGUGAGAACUGUGACGAGCGUUUCCAGUACAAGUACCAGCUCCGCUCCCACAUGAGCAUCCACAUCGGACACAAGCAGUUCAUGUGUCAGUGGUGCGGAAAAGACUUCAACAUGAAGCAGUACUUCGACGAGCACAUGAAAACACACACAGGAGAGAAGCCGUUCAUCUGUGAGAUUUGUGGGAAGAGCUUCACGAGUCGUCCCAACAUGAAGCGUCACCGCCGCACACACACGGGGGAGAAGCCGUACCCCUGUGAGGUGUGUGGACAGCGCUUCCGCUUCUCCAACAUGCUCAAAGCUCACAAGGAGAAGUGCUUCCGGGUCACGACCCCUAUGAUGCUCCAGAGCGCACCAUCUGUCCCAGUGCGCGUAUUUGCCAACACCUUCUCCACCGCCUCCAGCCCGGGACCUUCGGGACCCGCACCCAUUUCCGCCUCUGCACCCGUCACUUCCUCUGCACCCAUCUCCUCCUCUGCACCUCUGGGUCUCAGCGUGUCGACAGCGCCUGUGCCUCAGAGAGCGCCCAUGGGACACACAUACGCACAUGUACAGCUCCCCUCCGACCCCUCCCACCACCACCACCACCCUCCUCACCCCCCCACAGCCCAGCAGCACCUCACUAACGCCCCACCCCACCUUCUCGCCGUGCCCCCCGGGUCACACCUGCCCCCUCCCCCCGCCCUGUUCAAGAGCGAAGGCCUGAACCACUGCGGACACGAGGACAGUUAUCUGCAUCACAUGGGUCCCACAGAGAAGGCUCCGCAGCAGCACUGAGCCACUCCCCUGUCCCCUCUUCUGACACCUCUCCCUCUCUCCUGUCACCUGUCCCGUGUCACCUCUCCCUUCUACUGUCCCCUCUCCUCUAUCCCCUGUCCCCUCUCCCCUGGCACCUGUCCCCUCUCCUCUCUCCUUGGUCCCCUCUUCUGUCCCUGCCUGAAAGAAGAUAAAUGUCCACCUCUUCUAACAGCCCUAACCUCUGUAAAAGUCUCUCAGAGUGACUUGUUUAUAUGGAGCAGCUCUCCGUAUAUAUAGUUCCGUUCUUGUUUCUCCCAGUCCAUUGAGACACUGCGUUGAGUGUCCGUUUCAUCUAAAGCUGCUGGCGUGCGACAUUAGGAUUCACGGCUCAGUUCGCUUCAUGUUUAAGUGACCUUUAGCUGCACAUGGGUCGGACCGUGGGGUUUAAUACUCCCUACGCUCUGGGUUUGGGAUGCACACGUUUAAUGAAUGUUCGACUGUUCUGAACUUCCUGAAGCAGAGGGUUUCGUUGGAGAGAAGCUGUGUCGUAGGUUACAGUGGGACAAGGACAAGAAAGCGGUUUUGUAAAUGUUCCGUGAAUCUGGACCAAAGAGAUUCACGACAAGUUAAAGGUGCUGUUCAUUCCUUGUUUUUUUUUCCCACUUUUAUUUCAUUUCCUGCAGUUAAAUAUCAUAAAAUUAUGUAGUCUCUGAGGAUGUUUUUAGACAUCGAGAUUCAGAUUUUUGUUGUGACACAGUCCACGUUAUGCAGGUUACCGAGGCGAUCUCAAGCACACACAAAAACAAUACUGCCACUGGUUCAGCUCAGUUCAACCUCAACUUUUCUUAUGGUCGGUAAAAGCUUGUACAUUUAACAGGACACUACUGCCACUGUGAGAGGCCAAACGCAGGCCUCAUCAGGAUCACACCUCCUCUGCUGCUGUUCAACUAUACGGGUUCAAAGGUCAUUCAUGCCUGUACUAUUCACCUGGGACCUCCAUCUCAACAGUUUAAUCCAUUUCGCUAACAUUAUUCCAGAUUAUGUGAACAUCACCUUCUGCUCUGUACUCAAAUGCAUUGAAUGUUGCCUCCACAUAAGGACUCAAGUUUAUGUUCUAAGCAUUGCUCCUAGUUUAGCUAUAUUGUUACUAGCUAUAACGCUAUUAGCAUAGGAAAAGUUAGGACAAGACACAGUUAUAAAUCGUACCACGUUUUAGGUGAGAAAAUGUCGAAUUACAUUUGAGAAUGUAAUGUUUUUGGAAAGACUCAGAUCAGUGUUAAUUCAAUUCUUUUGGUAGCAGAGGUUUGUACUUCCGUUUCCUGUUUCUUGUCCCCCCCAAAACUGCUUUAUACACAUAGACUGUAUAUAUAAAUGGACUUAGCUAACCUGCUAGCUGCUACGUUCCAAAUAGGAGGUAAUCAUAGGUGCGCUUCCGGCUCCAUCGACUCUGGCUCCAAUUCCCUUUACAUUGAGAAACUGUGGCCCCUCUCUGUAACUCUGUCUAAAAAUGUUCAUAUUUACUCGCUCUAUGAUUGUGGUAUUGUUAUUUCACUAUUAUGUCCAUAAAUUAAGAUAUGACCGUAACCUUCAACAGCCUCGCUCUGGAUUGGCUGUUUGGUUGCUAUGAUACUUGCUGUCAGAAUUCCAAAUAUAGAACAUGGCUCCAAAUCUGUCGCUAUAACUGCUAGCGUUGAUGAGCUUCUUUUGUAACUCAUAGCAUUCGACUCCACUUAGUCCACUUCUUUAUACAGUCUAUGUUUAUGUGCUCCAUUAGGUAGGCUAUACAACAUGGAAAUAUCUAAUAAGUAAACAUAGUACCUUUAACACAAACUCCUUGCUAGCACAGUGUUAGCGUUCAGUCUUGAGUGGCUAACCUCUGUAGUUUAGCCUGUCUCCAUUUUGAAUCCAAACCCUAGAAUUACCCUGCCAGCUCGGUAUCGUGCCCCAGAUUCACUGCUGUGCUUUGGCUAGUGUUUUGCCACACCGAUCUCUGUCUCUGUAUAUAAUUUCGAAAAGCCUUUGUCAAAUUUUUUUUGUGUGUGUGUAUUCUCUGCACUUUACCGCUGCGUGGGUGAGGCGCAGGGAAGGGAGGAUCUGACGAUGCAUUGUGUGGAGCCAAGUGCGGCCGCUGGGUGAAAAGGUGCAAGUGUUGAUGUUUGAGUGGAUGUUUUUAAGGCAAUGAAAGGAGGAGAACAUUCGGGUGGAGGACGGGAGUGAUGGAGAGAUCAUUCAUGCAAAACAUUAGGACCACCUGUUAGCUGUUAAAGCUGCGCUGUGGAACUUUUCUGGCACAGGGUCCGCCACCUGCGAGUCUCCACGGGUUUUCAGAUUUUAGAAUGUGGUGAUGUCAUCUCAAACCCAGCUACAGACAUGUUUCGUCUUUAUCUGUCUGGAAUGUUCCACAGUAUGGCAUUAUGAAUGUCUAUUUAUUCAGUUACCAGUUUUAUUCCCUCCUUAGUAACACACGUGCUUGCUUACUGUGAGAGGAACUGCCUCUUCACAGAUGUGACCUGUAACUUGGCCUGGUGUUGUCCCCGUUUCAUGACAAUAAAACAUUUUAAUAUUUACUAUUCCAGAUAAAGCAAUAAUAUCACCAUGGAGACCAGCAGGUGACAGACGUUCCACCAGAAAGGUUGCAUAAUGCAGCUUUAAAAUGUAUUGUGCACUUGCCCCAUGCACAGAGUUCAAAGGUUAUGCAGCGACAUCAUUUUAUUUGAAAAAUGCAGAGACGGAGCUAUGAACACAACAGACAAAUGUGUUUGGUUUUAUCUGGUCUAAUUUUUGUCCAUUGAGCUGUUGUUUUUUUUUUAGCUCAAAUUAUCUUUAUAGCUUAGCGACAGGGGGAGAUAAAGGAAACUUCAACUCACACCAUAAAAAUAAUUUCCUCAACACAGACUAAGAAACACCUUGAACUGAACCUCUCGCCUUAAACGAGUCUGAUCCAUAGACUCUUUAUAUAAAUAGACAUAGCUAGCGCACUAACCGCCGCGUUCCAAACAGGAAGUGAUCAUGAGCGCACUUCCAGCUCCAUCGACUCGUCAUAUUGGUCUUAAAUGUUCGUAUUAACCCGCUCUACAUGAUCCUGUUUUUUUUUUUUUAUUUCACUAUUGUGUCUGUAAAUCAAGAUAUGAACAUUAAUAACAGACAAAUGAGGCGCCGUCUUUCCUGAGGUCGCUCCUUCUAGCAUUAGCAACAGGUUUGAUCGACAGCGUUUUGGAAUCAGGUCCAAACUAAAUAUUUGUGACUUUUAUAUUAAUUUCAAACUGCAGCAGCUGUGUCACAUUUUAGGUUCAGUGUUUGGAGUUUUUACAGGAGAAAAUGUCAUUACUCACCAGUGACUAAUAUAAAAUUCUGAACAUCAUGAUGUCGUUGCAUAAACUCUGGACCAGCAUUACCAAAACAUAAGCACCUUUCCACACGUGAACCUGUCCAAAAUGGCUGUCCUCUUGAGUAGUCAUAAUGUUUUGUUUGAUCAUGAUUGUUCAGAUGUGGACCUUCUUGUUCUGUUGUUCACUUUGCGUUUCUGUCUAAAGCAUCGCUGUUUUUGGUAAUUCGUUUUGCCUACAAUACUCCUCCUUUCUUUGUGAACUAGAAUGCACUUUUUACUAAAAUCCUUGGCUCGUUAGUAAUAAAAAAUAACAUUGUAUAUUCUUUAAAGAUGUCUAAAAAUCGAUAUACUUUCCCCCUUUGUAUUUUAACCACUUAAUGUAGCAUCACGUAUUUUAUUAUUAUUGUCUGGUACAAAAUGAGCAGCUUUAUAAUGUCCCCGUUUGUUUUGUAUGUUUUAUUUUUGUUUUGUUUUUUUGGAGUUUGAGGAGAAAUUGAAACAAGUGGGCCUUUUUUGAUAAUGUACAUUAACUGUACAAUAACUGACUGCUAACUUUGAGAAGUAAACAAGUAGCCAUUAUUAUCACAACCC
This is a messenger RNA of Periophthalmus magnuspinnatus, 6623 nucleotides long. It is a transcript of the gene znf652, whose product is annotated as zinc finger protein 652. Bases 710 to 2743 code for a protein of 677 amino acids. Gene Ontology annotation, cellular component: nucleus. Lineage: Eukaryota; Metazoa; Chordata; Actinopteri; Gobiiformes; Gobiidae. Gene Ontology annotation, molecular function: DNA-binding transcription activator activity, RNA polymerase II-specific; RNA polymerase II cis-regulatory region sequence-specific DNA binding. The record is from RefSeq and is a predicted model, not a curated record. Gene Ontology annotation, biological process: regulation of transcription by RNA polymerase II. The transcript is spliced from 7 exons.